Messenger RNA from Trichomycterus rosablanca, 4567 nucleotides. RefSeq names its product sema domain, seven thrombospondin repeats (type 1 and type 1-like), transmembrane domain (TM) and short cytoplasmic domain, (semaphorin) 5Bb (gene sema5bb). Lineage: Eukaryota; Metazoa; Chordata; Actinopteri; Siluriformes; Trichomycteridae. The record is from RefSeq and is a predicted model, not a curated record. Gene Ontology annotation, molecular function: chemorepellent activity; semaphorin receptor binding. The coding region runs from base 1 to 3585 and encodes 1194 amino acids. The transcript has 23 exons. Gene Ontology annotation, biological process: negative regulation of axon extension involved in axon guidance; semaphorin-plexin signaling pathway; axon guidance.
AUGCUGGUCGGUAGAUUGGUCACUGGUGUGGCUGCAGUGAAGAAGCACGACAAAGAUGCCGGGAUUACAGGAUUUACUAAAGCUAUAGGAGCUACAGGAUCUACCAUGGCAUACGAGUGUGUUAGUGCCAACUACAUGGGAAGGCGCGUUUUGGUUUGCUCCAUCCCGAGCCGUGUUCGGGAGCGCGCAGUUGUCUCGGGAGCGCGCGGUUGUGUGAGCGCGUCCUGCAGGAAUCGAACCAAAGCAGCGCAGAUUUUACUGCAGGUGCAGUCUCAGUCAGCUGAAGGUGUGGAUCUGAAGGUAACCAUGCCUGUGCUGCCCCGGUCUUCUCCUGGACUCUUCAUCCGCCUCCUCUUCCUCUCCCUGCACUCAUCAGUUAUAUCCCAGAAUCCUCUACUCUCCGCAGCCUCAGAACAGUGCAGCAGGAAACUUCAUCCUGUUGUAUCCUAUGAAGAUCUCAGACUGUGGUUCUCCUCCUUCUCCAUGCCUGCAGUGACUGAUUACUCUCAACUCAGCAUAGACCUCGGUAACCAGCAGCUGAUCGUUGGGGCCAGGAACUACCUGUUCAGACUGAGUCUGGCUAACAUCUCUCUACUGCAGGGCACUGAGUGGGGGGUGGAUGAAGAUACUCAGAGGUCCUGCCGAAGCAAAGGGAGGACAGAGGACGAGUGUCAGAACUACGUGAGGGUUCUCCUCCAGACCGCCUCUCACAUCUUCUCGUGUGGUACCAACGCCUUCUCGCCCGUCUGCACCUCCCGUUCUGUCUCUGAUCUCUCGGACGUUAUUGAGACGGUGAACGGUGUGGCCCGCUGCCCCUACGACCCCAAGCACAACUCCACCGCCAUGGUAACGGAGAGCGGCGACCUGUACGCCGCGACCGUCAUCGAUUUCUCGGGACGUGACCCUGUGAUUUACCGCAGCAUGGGGAACACGCCGCCCCUCCGCACAGCCCAGUAUAACUCCAAAUGGCUGAACGAGCCUCACUUCGUCUCCGCGUACGAGGUGGGCCGCUUCACCUACUUCUUCCUGCGGGAGGUGGCAGUAGAGGAGGAUUGUGGGAAGGCGGUGUUCUCCCGGGUGGCGCGGGUGUGUCAGAACGACGUGGGUGGACGGUUUCUGCUGGAGGACACCUGGACCACCUUCAUGAAAGCCAGGCUGAACUGCUCGCGCUCUGGAGACGUUCCAUUCUACUACCACGAGCUCCACAGCACCUUCUACCUCCCCGAGCAGGACCUCAUCUACGGUGUCUUCACCACUAACGUUAACAGCAUUGCUGCCUCUGCAGUUUGUGCCUUCAACCUCAGUGCCAUCACUCAGGCCUUCAACGGUCCCUUCCGCUACCAGGAGAACCCUCGGACCAGCUGGCUGUCCAUCCCAAACCCCAUACCCAACUUUCAGUGUGGAACAGUUGGUGAUGGUGGUCCUGGUGGGAAUCUAACAGAGCGCAGUCUUCAGGACGCUCAGAGACUCUUUUUGAUGAGUGAUGUCGUGCAGCCUGUAUCAACGGAUCCCUUGAUCAGCCAGGACAACGUCCGAUUCUCCAAAGUGGCCGUGGACAUCGUACAGGGCCAGGACACCCUAUACCACGUCAUCUAUGUGGGCACAGAGCGUGGUACCAUCAUCAAGGCGCUCUCCACGUCCAGUAAGAACCUGCGUGGGUGUUACCUGGAGGAGAUGAAGCUUCUUCCUGGUGAUCGACAGGAACCGAUUCUAAACCUGCAGAUCCUGCAUAGUGACCGGUCCCUGUUUGUGGGUUUGAACAGCCAAGUUCUGAAGAUUCCACUGGAGAGAUGUUCAAGUUACCAAAGCCAACAGGAAUGUUUGGACUCCAGAGAUCCGUACUGCGGCUGGGACCGGCAACAGAGACGCUGCACCACCAUUGAGAACAGUUCCAACAUGAGCCAGUGGAUCCAGAACAUCACCCAGUGUCCUGAGCGAAAUCUGACCCAAAACGGCGGCUUUAGUCUGUGGUCAUCUUGGCAGUCGUGUAUCCAUGGCGACAGCGGUGAAAGUUCCGGUUCAUGCCAGUGUCGCUCACGUGUGUGUGACCAACCCGUCCCUCAGUGUGGGGGCGCUGAAUGUGUGGGGCCAACCAUGGAGGUGGCAAACUGCUCCAGGAGUGGAGGUUGGACUCCCUGGUCCUCCUGGGCUCCGUGCAGCACCAGUUGUGGUGUCGGGUUCGAGGUUCGCCAGCGCUCCUGCAGUAACCCCGCCCCCCGACAUGGCGGAAAAGUGUGUGUGGGACAGAUUCGAGAGGAAAGGUUGUGUAAUGAGGACUUGCCAUGUCCUGUACCCGUAUCCUGGGCACAGUGGGGCUCCUGGUCUAAAUGCUCCGCUGCGUGUGGUGGUGGGUUCCAAUCUCGACUGAGAAGCUGUCAGGAUGGAAACUCCUGCUCCGGCUGCCCUGAGGAGUACAGAGUGUGUAAUUUGGAAGUGUGUCCUGAGGUGCGACGGUACACACCCUGGUCUCCAUGGUACCCAGUCAACGUGACAGCGGGAGGAGUCAGACAGGAGCAGCGCGUCAGACACACCUGCAGAGCAGCGCUGGCCGAAACCCACCAGCUCCAACUGGGCAAACGCAAACUAGAGACCCGCCGAUGCCCGAACGCCGAUGGAGCGCCAGGCUGUGAGACCGAGGAUCUGGUGCAGGACUUAAUGAGAGCGAGUCAAACUUUAACUCCUGUAAAAGGUGUGAAAUGGUUGCCGUGGGAGACGUGGUCCUCCUGUUCUAAAGAGUGUUCCCGUGGGUUUCGAACCCGUAAGCGCUCGUGUGUCAGUUCUGAUGGGAAAACUGCUGCGUUUCUGUGCAGUGGAACUGCGGUGGAGUAUCAGGACUGCAACACACAGCCGUGCUCAGUAAAGGGGGCGUGGUCAUGCUGGUCAUCUUGGUCCGAGUGUUCUACUUCCUGUGGAGGCGGUCACUACCAGCGCACUCGCGCCUGUUCAAACCCCGCCCCCUCCCACUCAGGGGAGAGCUGCGUCGGCUUACACACGGAGGAGGCUCUGUGUAACACACACAAAUGUGAUGGUGGCUGGGGGGCAUGGUCAGAGUGGACCGAGUGUGAGGACGGGUUUCAGUACCGUACUCGUAUGUGUGAGAUAAGUCCCACUCCAUGCUGGGGGAACACCACGGAUCUGAGGGCGUGUCCUAAAGAGAGUGCAGUUGGCUCACCUGGACUGAGGAAGAGUUUUAACUGUGGAGGUUUCACUUUGCUCCACCUGGUUCUGACCGGGUUGGUCUCCUUUCUGGUUGCGGUGUUGGGAUCCGUUCUGGUUUACGCGUUCUUUCAAAGGGUUUAUAAACCUGCCCAGGAUUCUGCAGCGAUCCACCCCAACACACCCAACCACCUCCAGAACAAACACAACGCCAACACGCAGAAGAACGAGAAGUACGCUCCCAUGGAGUUCAAGACGCUGAAUAAGAACAACUUGCUGCCUGAUGAGAGCUGUAACUUCUUCCCACCUCCUCCUCCUCCUCUACCGCAGAUGAACGUCUUCAGCACCACGUACUACUCUGCUCCUCCACUGGGGAAAUACGACUACCCCUCUAUAGACUCACCCUGCAGGAACUACAUGCACAGCUGAAUCAGAGAACAGCUGACUGGUCAGCGAGAGGAGCACACGAUCAGGUGUGGAUGUUCAGGAGAGUUCAGGACAGUUCAGGACACGCCCUCCUGCAUCAUGGACUUAAAACUGGACGGAAAGGUUGGACAGUGGCACCAAAUGUCCAUGUGAUCAAAACAUGGAAACGUUUUUCCUCUCUGCUACACUAGGUGUUAUAAGACAGAAACAUAGACGUUGUAUCUUCAUCCAGCUGAGCAACUGUGACUUUUGGAAGUCUUCCACAAGGAUGAAGAAUUUAGGUGCUUUUUAUACUGAAUUCCAUGUGAUGGUACUAGGAGGUCGGCACAGGAUUAAUUUUUAUCACACCCUCCUGAUUUCUCUUUAUGCUGCCUUAAUCCUGUAUUUUUUUCCAUUCAGUGUUGGUUCAUCAUUUUGUUCCUGAGAGCUUUAGGAAGCUCCUUUACCUUGAUGGCUACUUCUUGCAAAAAAUCUUUCCAGCCAAUUAAGCUACAAGAAAUUUUGCAGCAUGACUAUUGUGUUACGUUUACAUUUACACACUAGUGUCUGAAUACUUUUCCAAGGUCCACUUUGGUUUCUUAAACAUAUUUAUUUAUGUCUAUAAAUACAUCCUUUCUUGUUCAUACACUGCCUGCCAAAUGUAUAUGGAUUUAAAUAAGGUUUUGAUUGAAUAACAGGGCAUCAUAUUGUUGCAGCAAGAAGGGCUAGGGUUUGAUUCCCCGGCUUGGCGGCCAGAGUCCUUUUUGUGUGAAGUUUGUAUGUUCUCCCUCUGUGUCCAUGUGUGUUUCCUCUGGGUGCUCAGGUUUCCUCUCACAAUUCCUCCCACAAUUCCUCCCACAUGCAGUCAAUCUACUAAAAGUGUGAGUGUGUAUGAGAGUGUGUGUGUGUGUGCCCAAUGAAUCAGACCCACCACGACCCUGAAUAGGAAUAGGACAAAACAAUGAAUAAAUGAAUGAAUGAUUAAAUAAUUACUGCAGUGACUGUG